CUGAGAUUUCGAACUUAUGAAAACUGAGAUUGAUCGAAGAAUGAUUUUAAGAUGUAGUUCUGAGAGUUGAUGGACCAAGAAGAGCAGCAAUAGUGCGUGUAUUUAUAUCGAUUUGGAUCCAUCCUUAGAGCAUCGUUUGCUUCCUUUCUGAUUUCAAAUUCGUUACUUUUCGUUAUAAUUUGUCAACCAGCUUAUUUCACCAGCCGCCUUGUGAUGGUCCAUGUGUAGAUUCUCUAAAACCAAGGGUCUACUUUAAAUUGCCAAGACACAGAAAAGUUGCAGCUUUUCUAAAAGAGGAAGAUAAGCGAGAGUUAAUAAGAGAUCGUGCUAGAAUGCAUUAAGUUACCCCUCUCCACCGUGCAGCGCGUUUGUUCCAAAGGGGAGAAAUGGCAACUUUUUUGUUGAUGCUUAACAAUUCUCAAAUCGCGCUAGAAUGCAUCAAGUUACUCCUCUCCACUAUGCCGCAGCAUGGGGGUUCUGACGCCCUUUCUUGGCAGGCUUCCGCCGUCCGGGGCACGAUAAGCGCAUUUGUCAUCUCUCAUUUCUUGAAGCCAAAAGGGAAAAAUGGCAACUCUUUCGUUGAUGCUUAACAAUUCUCAACUUGCUCAGUUAAGAAAUCGGAGAAGAUACAAAUUGGUCCACAAUGCAUGCGAAUGAGUGCUGGGCUUGCAGAGACUCCAGAGCAGCUUGCAACCGCGUACGCCCACGUUGUUCAAAGUGCGCCAAGUCUAAUAGACCAUGUCAGUAUGGGUUGCGGCUGUCGUGGCCAAAGGCUACCAACACGAAACGGAGCUUGACCCAUUCCAUUCAAGAUGUAUUUGGGGUUGCAAAAAGUUCCUCCCAGACGAGAUUUAUUAAUGCUACAUCAUGGGAUAUUCAGCUCCACGAUUACCUGCGGAUGAAUCAAGGACUUAGUAGAUACGAGGGGUUUGUCUUUCAAAAACUCGAUCCGCCUAUGGCGCUAUCAUGGCUCCCAAUCAACCUGGGUUAUGAGGAAAGAGAACUUCUUGAUCACUUUAUAUGUACGGCGCCUUCCACACUGGCCAUUUUCGAACCUGACAAGAACGAAUUCUUGGGUCUCUUGGUGCGUCUAGCCCUUCUAGACAGUUCACCAUCCUCUUCGGCUGUGUUACAAUCGGCGUUGGCGCUCUCGUCGCUCCACCGGCAUGGUCUGCAAGCAGAUGUUUUUCAGUUCAAGGCUCGCUCUCUCCGCACACUGAUCACAUCUUACGAUCACUGUCUUGAAAGUCAGACGGUAGUUCAACAUAUUGCGGCUUGUAUGAUACUGUGCCACCUUGAGAUGCUUGGAAUGCCAAAUGCACUUCCCCUGUGGUUCUGCCAUUUGAUUGAAGCUAAAAAUUUAAUCGACAACGUCGGUGUUAUCAACCAAAAUUUUCAAGGCGAAUUUUCCAGACUUCUAGACUGGGUAGAGUAUCAUAUGGCUAUGAGCCGGUUUAGCCUCCGACACUGGUAUAUAAAUGUAGAGCCUAUUCAAGAAAUUGGAAAUAUCGCACCUGUGGAACAGGAAACUUGCCUAAUACAAAAGGUUAGAGCUGCUUCGUACGGCUCACAUGAAAUUCUUCAAUAUCUCCAUGUCACAUUCGAGAUGAUUAAAAAACCAACAGACUCGCUAUACCACAGCGACGAAUACGAAAAUUCUUUGCGUUGCCUCGAAAACAGGAUAACCAGUAUUGUCCUAUUGGCACCAGAAGGUAUAUCUGAUACGACGUCCAGCUUGGGCACAGCCUGGGUGGCUACAAUGGAGCUUUUCAAACUAGCUGCUAUAAUUUACCUCAAGAGAGCAUCGCGGAACUUUUCAGGAACCUCGCCUCAAAUUGACGCAAUAGUUGAGAGGGCCUAUAUACUUCUCGACGAAUUGGAGACCUUCAACCCGGCCUUUCCACUGCUGAUUAUCGGAUGCGAGGCUCGGAGAGAUGGGCAGAGGAUGAGAAUUCUAGAGCAUAUUGAAAGAGCAAUGAAGGCCUCAAGUUUGAGGAGCAGGAGCAUGCUUGGACUGCAGAAUAUUAUCCAGCAAAUAUGGGUGCAGGACGACCUUGCUGUUGAUUAUGAGCUAGACUACUUGAAUAAGUUGGAUGCUGUAAUAACUUCUUACCGCAUUAUGCCGAGUUUUGUUUAAUAUAGGAGCCUCUCUAAUUUGGAAUACGAUGGAUAAUAGGAGAUCUUUUCUGUGAGAUGCUGCUUCGUGGAUUCGAG
Messenger RNA from Pseudogymnoascus verrucosus, 2214 nucleotides. RefSeq lists its product as uncharacterized. Gene Ontology annotation, biological process: positive regulation of transcription by RNA polymerase II. Gene Ontology annotation, molecular function: DNA-binding transcription factor activity, RNA polymerase II-specific; zinc ion binding; transcription cis-regulatory region binding. Gene Ontology annotation, cellular component: nucleus. The coding region runs from base 644 to 2137 and encodes 497 amino acids. NCBI's taxonomy places the organism in Eukaryota, Fungi, Ascomycota, Leotiomycetes, Thelebolales, Thelebolaceae. The record is from RefSeq and is a predicted model, not a curated record. The transcript has 7 exons.